AGCUCUUCAACAAAGUUUAAGUGGACGAAAGCGUCGAUGUAAAAUACGGCAAUCAUAACACUGUAGUUGGGAAAUGAAUUAUAAUUUUCCUUUUCGGUUCAUGUUUUUCUGAUAUAAUUGACUAACAUGGAUUCUCAGAUACCAGAUGUUUCAGAAAUAAAGACAGGCACAGAACGCAUCCAUGCGAUUUUAUUACAAAACGCCAAUUUACAAGCGGGGUGCAUCUGCAGAGAUAAAAUAGCUGACAUCAAGAAAGAACUGGAUGCUCUCAAAGAAAAAUUGUCAAGUAGCGAAGAGGAAUGCAAAACAGUAAGAAUGAAACGUGACGAAGUAAAGGGUGCAAGAGCUAGAGAAAUUCAUGAACUCUCAACAAAACUUGAACGUAUUCAGAGAACCAUGGAACGCAACCGACCAUUGGGUAAAUGGGCAGGCAGCGAGUAUGUAGAAACCAUGCAUUCAGCAGAAAGUGAUACAUCGGUGUCAGAUUUCGGAUCAGUUACACCAUUACAGAAACCGGAUACACAUUCAAACCGGGUCUGCGUUAAAAGGCAGUCUGAAAGACAGAAUUCGAUGGAUGUAGACAAAUGGCAACUCCUGGGAAGCCAAGAAGUAGAGAGGGUUUCCUUGCUGUCUCAAACGCCUCGCGGCUAUCACACUGUUUUGCUGCUGGACAUAUCAGAAAGCAUGGCGGUAGGAGAUUCUUGGAGAAAAGUUAAAACAUUCGUAAACGAUUUCAUUUCCGGGUUAGAUGAACACUCUGUACUGCAUCAACCAUCACGACAUGUUGAUGAGCAUAUCAGCCUCGUUACGUUUGGCCAUAAAACACACGUGGAGAUACCGAUGUCAAAAGAUUUCAAACAGAUCAGAAAUAAGAUAGAUGAUAUUGAGUUAGGCGGCCCAAGUCCUCUUGUCGGAGGUCUGCUCGUUGCACGUGCAGUUUUAAUGUCGGUUCAGAAUCCUCCUGCUUGUAUAAACAAUGGUUGUUCGCAUCAUAAGGUAAUUCUUUUAACGGAUGGACAGCCAACAGAAAUGACGUUAUACAGCGGACCAGAUGUUGUUGACCAAACCAAAGUUGACGAGGAUAUGAUGAACAUAGUGUGGAUAUUAGACAUAUUAAACGAAGGCGCGAUGUCGGUAUUCUUUGUAGAGGUCCCCAAUUGCACCACAUCAUUUUUUUCAUGUAUCCGAUCGGUUGAGCCACACAGAAAUAUAUUCGACUGCAGUGAUGGACGCAGAUUGGCUAGACGCAAUAACCUUUGCGCAGAUAAAACAACAAAUAACCAUUUUGCUGUUUCAAACACCGCAAGCCAACGUCGUACACUUGGUAUGUAUCGCGAGAGCAACUGCCAAACGCUGCCCAUCAUUGGUUCCCGCGUACGUAGAGGACCCGACUGGAAGUGGGAUAACCAGGACAGUAAUGGUGUGGGGACAGUGGUUGGACAUUGGGACAAUGAAACAUGUGUGACUGUGGAAUGGGACGCAAAACUUCCGGGGGGUAACCUAGGGUACCGAUACGGCAAUGGACUCUUCGAUCUUCUCAUUGUCGACGAGGUUCGACGCCUCCAGCCCGGGGAGUUAAUGGCAGUCGGCUGUCAAGUGAAAACCGGUCGACAUGGUAAAUUUAGGAAUGUCCAUGCGUGGAACAAAGGUGUUGUCGUUGAAAUGAAACCACCUAAAGCACGAGUACGUUGGGACAGUGGAAUAAGAGGAGAUUAUAGUUAUGGCGAGGACGACAAAUUUGAAAUAGAAAUUUGGGAAAGUGCCACAUCAGCAACAACUAAGACAGAAUCUGACGAAGCUGCAUCUGGGUCGAAAAGUAAAACCAAAAUCAAGCUUUCAAAGUAGUAUCGCGUUCUGCGUUGAUCCUUCGGUCCAAUUCUGACCUUAAACAAAUAUCGGUCUAUUCCACUGAUGCGAAACGUGAACUUAGCCUAGUGUAUGCUUCGCAAAGGUGCACAAGUUGUAGAGUCUUUUACAUGAGCACAUAUCUCGACGUUUUUUAAUUUUAUUACACUGAUUCGUGACCAUAAUGAUUCAUAAAUACGCCUUGUGAAAUACUUUGAAAUAAUGUGAAAUAAUAUGAACAUUACCAUGAAUAUUUAACAAAUAGUCCCAACAAAAGUGUAAAAAACAACAAAUGUUGUUAAACUUCCAAAUAAACAUCAAUAAAUAGUUUUGUAUCUCAUAGACAGGUUCAGCAUAGUAAUAGCGAAAUCAAAAAAAUAAAGUUGUAGAUGUCUUUGUCAAUAUUUAAAUAGACAUGAUUCCCAUCAACCCCACGCAAAACUUGAAAUAUCCUUCUAAUUAACAUCUAUGUGAAUAAACCAUGUAAUAAAAGUAAAAGUAACAUAUUGUAGUGUCGGUUAACACACAUAGAGUAAAACAUUAUUCAGUUGCAAUUUGAAUUCGUUUAUUCUUAAUGGUAAACACAUUCGGACAUAAUACUACUACACGUGUUCAUGACAAGUCGCAUAUCAUUUGGUUGUGACGUACGGAAAUGCAACGGAUCAAAGUCUGAAAAAGAAACAAACAGCUUGAUGUGGCCAGUUGUUGCGUAAAUAACAUUGGACAGAUCGCUCGGUAUUGGGAAACAUAUAUAUACAAACUGUGUAAAUAUCGUAGAGUUAUGAGCAUUAUACUGUUCACUCCCUCUCAAUGCCAUGUGAAUUUGAACCACAUCAAUACCAUGACGCUUUUCAAUAAACGUUUAUCAAAGGACUUAUAUUCCUUUAAUGUGUAGUUGAACGGGCCUUUUACUCUGCUGUUUCUCUCAGUGUUUCGCAUCGUCUAAAAUGGUAUAAGUUUAAGCUACUUAAUGAUAAUGGAGUAAUAUUCCCCACACGAAUGUUAGAGUGAUAGAUGGAAAACAUAAAUUAUCUAUAUAAGUCUUGAACGUCAUACGACCGACUUUCCCAGUUGUAAUCUACAUGCAUAGGUCAAUGGGUUUAUAAUGUUCCAUUUUAUUUAUAUUUUCUCUCUGAUAGGCGUUUCUUGUUUGAUUUAAUUAUUUUUAAUUUGUUUAGCAGUCACAUAAACAACCAAGCUAUGUAAUAUGGAAUUUUUACACCCAUUAUUGCUGCUUCUUCCUGUAUUUGCGCGAUGAUUAUCUGAGAUAUUAACUCUAUGAUUCUACAUUCUCAAAUCUUUUCUAUAAAGAAGGAAUGUAGUUGACAAUUGUUAAUAGUUUUAUUUGAUCGUUCGUCAAAAAGUUGUAAUUCUGUUACUCUUGUAUCUUCAAUGCAAUUGAGUAAUUAAAUAGUAAUUAAAUUGAA
Molecule: messenger RNA, 3272 nt
Organism: Dreissena polymorpha
Lineage: Eukaryota; Metazoa; Mollusca; Bivalvia; Myida; Dreissenidae
Exons: 16
Coding region: 127-1845 (572 amino acids)
Biological process (GO): protein ubiquitination
Molecular function (GO): metal ion binding; ubiquitin-protein transferase activity
Source: RefSeq, a predicted model, not a curated record